Messenger RNA from Prorocentrum cordatum, 2340 nucleotides. The record is from the annotation of a GenBank genome assembly. Lineage: Eukaryota; Dinophyceae; Prorocentrales; Prorocentraceae.
GACAAGGGGGGCCAGAAGAAGAAACUCAUGAACAUGCAGUCUGCCGAGGCCGACGACACCGCCGCGGGGGCGGCCGCGACGACCGGGCAGGACCACUGCCCGAUGCUGUGGAGAUUGAGAUACACGUUGCAUUUCGAGACUGCAGACACCGAGCAGGAGCUGAGGUGGGACCACGAUCGACUGGCCAGCAUUCUCACCGAAGGUGGCUCGGUGAACUGGAACGACGCAGUGAACGGCAAGUCGCAGAGUGGCGCCGAGCAGCUCAGACCGACGAUCCCUCAUAAUUCUGGCAGGCACUGGUCGCUGACGUACGUGCUGCUGCUCUUGAGGAGGUGCGAUCGCGAGAUUCGUCGAGAGCGCGCUCGGCUGGAUCGUGAGAACGUAGAUCGCAUGCUUCGAGAAGUUCAGCGUGCUGCCGACAUGGGUCAUUCCAGCACGGUGUGGAAAUUUGCUUAUCAAGUUGGUACCAAGUACCACGGAGUCCGCAGGCGACGCUUCAACACGUUGCCUCACUACUUGCCGACAAUCGAGGAGUGGACCGACACGAUGAAGGCAAACGCCAGGGAUGGCGGAUUCUCGGCUGUCGUCGUCCCUGACCCAGAGACCCCCGCAGAGUUCGCCCUCGAGCUGCGUGCGACAGAGGACCCUGAUGGCGAAUGGAAGCAGUUACGUGGACACCCCUCGUCGACGGCGUGCGUGGAUUGGACUGGGACUCUACUGGCUCUAGAAAGAUCAGCUCGGCUGAGGUUCGCGCCGGGCCAUUUCGCGCCAGACGAGAUAUGGCUUGCGCUCAUGAGAGCGGCGAGCGCGGAGCUGGCGAAAGGCAAUCAUAAAAGGGGGACCACGGCCAUGAUAUUGAUGCACUGCUUCUGCCCGUUCGGAAAGGCCUGGUACCGCGGCGUGUUCACCCGUCACCGGAAGCAGGAGCUGCCGUGCCACGCGCACGGUUACGCCAGGCGACGGGCUCGACAAGGGGCUCAGCUCGUCUCGCGCCUGCGCUCGUGGAGGCUCGAGAAGCUCAGGGUCUCGCACUUGCAGGUGCAGAAGGACAUGAGCAAUGCCUUCCCGUCCACGAGCCACGGGGCACUGGCAGAUGUAGCUGGUGAGAUCAUCCCCGACCUGCAGGAUCAGAAGUUCCUGCUCCAGCGUCACUCCGAGGCGGUGAUGGUGGUUCGCGUGGGAGAGGAGAAGGCGUACUUCGCCCCUCGGCGCGGCGCGGGCAUGGGCGACGGCAACGCGGGCGAGCUGUUUGUCAGGGCGUUCGUUCGCCCCCUCGAGGAUUGGAAUCGCACGCUCUUGCAGGAGAACCGAGACACGAUCGUGAUCAGUGAAGCCGAGGCCCCUCUGAUUGGGGCUGCCGCGCUCAUCGAUUGCCCCACCGCAGGGCAGCACAUCGACCUCUCCAUGAGGGACUAUGCCGACGAUGUUUCACACGCGCUGCCGAUUGCAGAUAACAAUCCGUUUCGUGCUGCUGCGCUUGCGCGUGCUUCUAAUAGCCUCCUCUCCAGCAAGCUCAGGGAGCAACGGGGUUUCGCUCAGAAUGCCGACAAGGAGGUGGUUCUCCCAGUCUUCGUGGGUCCUGGAGACGUCAUGCAGCUAGUGGACAACCGCUAUGGCCUGGCGCCCAGAGACGUCCAAGGGUUAGACCUCAGGCCACUGGAGUGGAUCCAGGCAACAUUCCCCGUGCUCGCGCGCCUCGCCCUCCGCCACGAGCACUCGAUCAACCACCUCGAGGCCGCCUCGUACAGGCAUGUGCAGAUGCCGAGCAAGCACGACGUGAUCAAGGCGAUGCAGCUGACGGCGAAGUUCUACGGCACCGAGGCAGCGAGGCUCCGCAAGGACAACGCGCAGGCGUUGGCCGCGGGGCAGAUAGUGCAGGCGCUUGAAGAUCUCGGCAUUCCUCAUCCUCGCGUCUUUCUGGCCCUGGUUGGGGCGCUCAUUGCGCAAGGAGACAAGAUCGGACAGCUCAACCUCCAGGCCCUGCAGUCGCACAUGGCCACGGUCAACCACGAGAAGCCCAGCGACGCGCUGCUGGCCCACAAGGCCCACCACUGCCGCAUGCAGACGACGCACGCGGGAGAGUUCGUGAAGUUGUGGCUCGAGGUCGACCCACCCGAGCUAGAGAACGCGGUGGUGGCCGCGCUGGCCCAGCUCGGCGGCAAGCACAAGCAUGGCAUCCCACCCAGGAGUCACGGAGCUCGAGUGAUACAGUCCGAGUUCGGGAUCGCAGAUGAGAAGGGCAGCGCCGAGGGCGCAGCCUACGAGGGCCACGAGGCACACUCCGUCGACGUCGGGCGCCCCCCGUACCUCAGCGGACCCCUCCUCUAUGACCUCGUCUAG